Molecule: messenger RNA, 3479 nt
Organism: Mercenaria mercenaria
Lineage: Eukaryota; Metazoa; Mollusca; Bivalvia; Venerida; Veneridae
Product: macrophage mannose receptor 1-like
Exons: 19
Coding region: 568-3216 (882 amino acids)
Molecular function (GO): signaling receptor activity
Source: RefSeq, a predicted model, not a curated record
CUAGAAUACUUUAAUAAAUAUAGUUGGUAUAAUACAUAUUUGCUAGUCCUUUUCAAAAAUAGACAUUAACUUGCAAAGUGAAACUCUGAAACUCUAAUACAACUAACAAACUUUACCCAUGUCACCGAUUCAACGACAAUGAAAACUAUGGAUAUCUUAUUUUAUGGCAGUAAAAUACUUCUUGACUUUCUCGUUUCACACUUGCCCUUGUGUUUUUCCUGGCCACUGUUAUUAGUUCUAUGUUAAAUAAAUAGCCACAUCUGGUUGGUUAUUGUAAGGUGAAGGACGGAGCUUUGUUUAAUAGUCUUCUUGUUUGAGUUUAUCAGCAUCUGCCACUGAUAAAAUAUUUAUGGGCUAGCAUUAUGAAAGCGACAAGACCCUUGCAAUUUUUAUACAUAAUAUUUGCUUCGGAGUCUUAUAAUUUAUUUUUUUUUUGUGUGGAAAACCAGAUAUACUCAGGCCUUUGUGGCUAGCGAGCUACAAAAUCUGUUGCAAGACUAUUGGAUAGGGUUGUCCAUUACCAAAGGCAACUGGACUUGGGAUGGUAAAGAACAAUCAAAAUUAACAAUGACACAUUUUGACAAAAGCAUUAAAGUUGAUGAAGUAACAGGCGGCUGUUUCGCAAUGUCUACUCAUAAACCAGUUGGGUUAUGGAAGUUGUACCCAGAUUGUUCUGUCACGUUACCUUCGAUUUGUCAGAUACCGAGAGAGGGAUUCACUACCACGUCACCCACAACAACCUUGUCAUCUACAACCCCUCUUCCUCCAUGCGCGGACACAUGGCAACCCUACGGACAAUAUUGUUAUAAGAUAGCUGAUGAAACGCAGCAGUGGCACGUGGCCCAGCAAAUAUGUACACAUUACGGGAGCUCAUUGGCCAGCAUUCACGACAACGGGGAAAACACUGCUGUCGCCGAAAUGGCUGGACAAAGUGACGUGUUCUGGAUAGGGCUACAUGAUACAGAGAUAGAGGGAGUCUUCAAGUGGGAAGACGGUUCUCUUAUGGACUUUUUUUCUUGGAAUACUUAUGAACCCAACAAUGCUAACAAUGGCGAGGACUGUACCGAACUUUUAACUGGGAACAAACUGUGGAACGAUGCAGAUUGCUAUGGAGCUAAACGUUACGUUUGUAAAAUACCAAGAGGCAAAGCUGUUAAUGAGGUACUUCCUACGAUUGAUUCCUUCCCAGCCUGUGAUGAAAACAGUCCGGAUGAUGGAUGGGUAACUUACGGGGAAUACUGUUACUUUCUUGGCAAAGAAGAAUCACUUACUUGGCACGCUGCCAAAAUGUAUUGCAGAAACAAAGGGAGUACACUUGCAAGUGUUCACUCUGAAGAAGAGCAGCGCUUUUUAUUUGGUCUGAAUUCGAAAAGUGGAGAUGUCUCUUGGAUAGGGUUUAACGAUCUUGAUCUUGACAACAGGUUUAGCUGGAGUGACGGGUCCGUCGUAGAUUUUAUAGCCUGGGCUAGCGGACAGCCUAAUGACAUAUUGGGCGGCGAGAAGUGUGUUCCUAUCUACACCGACGGAACAUGGCAUGACUAUCCGUGUAAUGACCGAAAACCUUUCAUUUGCAAGAAAAGAAAAGAUGGUAACACCAUGACAACUACUGCACCAACAACAAAAAGCAUCAAAGGAGGUUGUCCAUCGGGAUUCAAUUAUACCUUUGGUAACAAAUGCUACUACUUUAGCGCUGAUGGCAACACAGAGUAUUGGGGCGCUGCUAAGGACAGGUGUGGAAUUUUAGGAGGGCACCUUGUCAGUAUUCACAGUAAACCGGAAAAAGAUUUUAUAGCGUUGAACGUGUAUGGAAUAUCCCAUGGCAUGUGGCUAGGCAUGCAAGACCUCGAUGAUGAUAGACAGUUUGAUUGGUCAGACAACUCCCCGCUUGAUUAUUCCAACUGGGCUCCGAACGAACCUUCUAGUAAUGUGUACGACACCUUUGAAAAGGAGCCAUGUGUAGAAAUUUUGACUAAUUUACCUUCUCUUGGAUUCUGGAAUGAUGUGAAAUGUUAUGCUUCCAGGGGCUACAUAUGUUCAGCAUUUAAAGAUUCGUCAAGACCAAUUUUGAACAAUGAUUGCCCGGAAGGAUAUACAUUAAUGAGACAAUCGUGUUACAAGAUUGUAACCACAAAGCAGUCAUGGAAUCAAAGUUUAGACUCAUGUUCAACCGACGGGGGACACAUGAUAUCUCUUCUAGACUUUUCAGACAUGUUAAUUAUUCGAGUGCUACAAGCUUCGAUAGACCAAUAUGAAGUAUGGCUUGGAGGCGUUGCGUUUGAGGGUAAUGUGCAAUGGAAUGAUGGAUCAAAGUCACCAUUACCCGUCCCAGAUUCUGUAUGGUCAGGAUGUCUUUAUAGCUCCGAAUCGAAUUGGUAUAGUGUUCCCUGCAGUGAAACACGUGCAUCUAUUUGCGUGAUCAGAAAAGAGUCGGACAGUGUCUCUUCAACUACUUCUUCAACUGUCAAAUCUGCUCUCAGUUCAACGGUUGCAACAACACACACGUUCACCUGUCGCAACAGUUCCUGGCUCCUCUACAAUGGCUUUUGCUACACUACUGUUUUUGAUAUGAAAACUUUCCCGAAUACAAAGUGUUCCAAGUAUGGGAUGGAUCUGGCCAGUAUAAAUAGUGCUAAAGAAAAUUUCAAGAUUAUAAGCUGGAUUUUACAAAAACGAUGGUCUAACUCUCUCAAUGUUUAUCCUUAUUUUUGGAUUGGUCUGUCCUUACAAACAGGUGACGUACCGGUCAAUAUGUGGACAGACGGGAGUAGCAUUGUAUAUUCAAACAUAGAUACAGACAAUGGCGGAACUAAACAAGGUUGCGUUAUCUUGAUGCUUUUCACGGGCCAAUGGCAAGUGGUGUCAUGUACAGACAAACAUUUCUAUGUCUGCAAAGGACGUGCGGAUGUUGUUACGACUCUCACGCCGUCAAGUACAACAUAUUCGUAUGAUGGAAACACAACAUCAACAACAUUUCAACUUCCACCAUUUCAUCAUGGGCAGAAAAUGACAAGAGUUGCAGAGAAAGAGGGUCUGAGUGGUGGACAGGUUGCUGGUGUUGUUAUAGGUGUGCUAGGCCUCCUGGUGAUGAUUGGUGUGGUGGUAUAUAUCCUUAGGUCUUGGAAAUAUAAAAAACCAGAAUACACGUUUGAAGCUCCUUCACUUGGCUUUGACAAUGCAUUGUUUGUUAAAAAUCAAGACACCAUCGAUAUUAACUGAAGUUGUUUCGAUGCCUCACCUGCUGAGUAAAUGUCCAUAGGUUGGAAAAGCCAAAGACUAACAUCCGUUUUCUUAAAUUAUUAAGAUACCAUAUGUUACUUAAAUGUGAGUUACAAUUAGUUUAUAUUUUGAAGGUAAAUAACAAUUUUAUCGUGCAAAAUCUAUUGCGGGAGUCAGUUUGCAUUGUUACACGAAAUAACAACGUGCAUGUAGCAUGUAUUGUGAGUAGAUACAUCAAAAUAAAAUUGUUACCAAAUAUGUAA